Messenger RNA from Prunus persica (peach), 1757 nucleotides. RefSeq lists its product as uncharacterized. The record is from RefSeq and is a predicted model, not a curated record. Bases 200 to 1390 code for a protein of 396 amino acids. Lineage: Eukaryota; Viridiplantae; Streptophyta; Magnoliopsida; Rosales; Rosaceae. The transcript has a single exon.
ACCUCGAUCUCAUUCGAAUUUUCGGACCGUUAAGGCCCGUUGCAGACAAGGUAACCGUUAAGAUUCAAAAAAGAAAAACAAGAAGAAACUCCCACUUCAGUUGCCCAAUGCCCAAUACCCCACACACAUCUUUUGCUUCAAAUCCAAAACAGAGAGACAGAGACAGGGAAGAAACCAGAGACGAAAACCCCACUCGUCAAUGGGCUGCGUUUCAUCCAAACUGUUCAAGAAAGAUCUCAUCAAAGAAGACGUCAUAAUCAACAAUGGCGGCGACUACGUGAUCAACCACGUGGUCUCUCUUACUUCAAGCACUUAUGGGGUUCUGAAUUUGGAAAAUGAGCGACCCAUCAAAGAAUGCGUUGCGGAGAGCAAGAGGGCCAUGAAGUCUUCGCCUUCCCGUGAAGAUCCAGAGGUUAUCAACGCUUGGGAACUUAUGGAGGGCCUUGAAGAAGCAAUACCCAUUUCGAAUUCGGCAAAGAAGAGCCCGAAAUCGCGUGCUCUGCUUCGUGGAUUUGCCGAUUUUGAUGCCAGGACUCCGUUUAAGUUGCUGAAUCAGAUUGGGUCUCCGAUGAAAUUGAAGAGAUUUGGAGGGAAAGAGAACAGAGGGAGAGUGAUUCAUGGGUUGGGUUAUAGCCCGAAACAGGUGCUGAAACCGAACAAUGGCGGCGAGAAUUCUUGUAAGAAGGCGUUGAAUUUGAGUCCGGAAGUAAAAGGGUCGCCUAUUUCUGCGAUAAGGCGGAGUUUUGGCAGUGAUUCGUCGAGGAGGAAGAGUUUUAGUCCCCUGUUUGAUCCGGAACUUGUUGCUUCUUACGAAAAAGAAAUGUCUGAAGAGGAAGAACAGAUCAAGAGGAUGGUCCCGCCGUCCCCAAAAGCCCGAAAGUUGAGGAAUUCUUCCCGGGAUUCCGAGUCCAUGCUGAGGUUGUUUGAGAAAAAAUGCCCACCAGGUGGUGAAAAUGCUGUUGUUGUUUACACAACAACAUUGAGAGGAAUUAGGAAGACUUUUGAGGACUGCAACAAUGUGAGGUCCAUCAUUGAGUCACACCUUGUUCAUGUCCUCGAGCGCGACAUAUCGAUGGAUUCGGGGUUCAAGGAGGAGAUAAGGGGGCUAAUGGGGACCAAGGAUGUAAAGGUUCCACUUGUAUUUGUGAAAGGGAGGCUGAUUGGUGGAGCUGAUGAGAUUGUGAAGUUGGAAGAGGAAGGGAAGCUUGGGGUUUUGUUUCAUGGGAUUCCAACGGCACUUGUCGGGUGCCAGGGAUGUGCUGGGAUGAGGUUUGUGAUGUGCAUGGAAUGCAAUGGAAGCUGCAAGGUUUUGGAUGAGGGCCAAAAGAAGAUGGUGAAAUGUGGUGAGUGCAAUGAAAAUGGUUUAAUUCAUUGCCCCAUUUGUUGCUAAUGUAGCUGCGUUGACAUUUGAAGAUUUGAGUAUUUGUUCUUGGAUUCUUGGAUUCUUGGAUCCUUGGAUUUGUUUGAGAUUUUGGGUUUUAUACUAAUCUUUGGUUUCUGAAGGCAGAAGCAGAACACAGAUUUUUAAUUCAAGAAGCAGCUUUUUUUACUUUGGGAAGUGGGGUUCUAAAGUGGGUUUUAGGCCCCCUUCUGCUGGCCUUGUAAUUCUAGAUUGCUUUCUCUCAUCCUGACUAGUUUCUUUUUACACGCAUGUUUUUAGAAGUUCAAAUUUUGUUAUGUAAGUAUGCUCGAUUUGGCAUGGAUGUGCUUCUUUUUAAUUGGGAAUUUGAUAUACAGAACUUCUACUAGAUUGAGGA